UCGGAAGCGCACCGUGCGGAAUGGGCAGGCGCCGCCGGUCGCGCGUGCGCAGUACGGGGCGGUGCGGGGAAGAUGGUGCUGAUCAAGGAAUUCCGAGUGGUGUUGCCAUGUUCAGUGCAAGAGUAUCAAGUUGGUCAACUUUAUUCGGUGGCAGAAGCUAGCAAAAAUGAAACGGGAGGCGGUGAAGGAAUUCAAGUCUUAAUAAACGAGCCUUAUGAAAAAGAUGAUGAGAAGGGACAAUAUACUCACAAAAUCUAUCACUUAAAGAGUAAAGUUCCUGGUUUUGUAAGAAUGAUUGCUCCAGAAGGCUCCCUGGUGUUCCAUGAGAAGGCCUGGAACGCAUAUCCUUACUGUAGAACAAUUGUGACGAAUGAAUACAUGAAAGAUGAUUUCUUCAUAAAAAUCGAGACCUGGCACAAACCCGACCUGGGGACGUCAGAGAACGUGCACAAUUUAGAUCCCAACACGUGGAAGAGUGUUGAAGUUGUCCAUAUUGACAUUGCAGACAGAACUCAAGUAGAACCAGGAGACUACAAAGCUGAUGAAGACCCUGCAUUAUUCCAGUCAGUUAAGACCAAGAGAGGACCUUUGGGGCCAAACUGGAAGAAAGAGCUAGCAACUGAUGAAGAGUGCCCUAAAAUGUGUGCUUACAAGUUGGUGACGAUUAAAUUUAAAUGGUGGGGACUGCAGAACAAAGUGGAAAACCUUAUACAGAAGCAAGAAAAAAGGAUAUUUACCAACUUCCAUCGCCAGCUGUUCUGUUGGAUCGACAAGUGGAUCGAUCUGACUAUGGAGGACAUCAGGAGGAUGGAGGAUGAGACUCAAAAGGAGCUGGAAGCGUUACGUAAUCAAGGCCAAGUCAGAGGAACAAGUGCUGCCAACGAUGAAUGAUGAUGGAUUUAACCGUCACAUGCAGUGUCGCAUUACAAUGUGUGUGUGGAUGCAUGAUUAUUUGUAUAUAAUUAUAUAUACGCACAUGCAUACUGAAGGGGGUUGUUACAGUGUCUCCAGGGUACUACUAUACCUGUCCUCAGCAAAGAUGCAAAGGAAACUGCUUUCAUUAUGUAUACCUGAAGCAAAUAAAAAUCAACUGAGUAGAGUCAUUUAAAGGUCGAAUUAACGGCAGAAUUCUCUUAACUGAUAUGUUUCAUGAAUGUCAAUACUGGACCAAUUUAUGCCCUAUUUUUUUUUCUUUUCCCCCCUGUUCUGAGUCACUCUGCUACACCUCGGCCCCGUCCCGUUGUAAAGAAACGGAUUCCAACAAGUUAACUUCAAUUUUGUGUCUUCCCUAUGUGGAUAAUUUUUGAAAUAGGAACAAUGAAUGUAUUUAUAGCUAUUUAUUUCUGGGUGGUCGUUCUCCUCUAGGCAAAUCAGAACGAAGUUGCUCACAGUGGAAAUUGGAAGACUUUUACUGUUCAAUAAGUUUGACCCAACCUUUACCCACCAGUCACAAAGCAAAAAAAAAAAGUGUUUUAUUGGACUUUUGUACAUUGAAAUGCGAAUGUUUUUUCUUCAUUAAAAUUGGCAAGAUUAAGGAAAAACGGCUUGUGAUUUAUAAACUGCUUGCAAUUUGAAAUUUUCCAGAAGCAGCUUUCUAGAGCAAGAAGAUGCAUCGAGUUCCUCUUCGCCACGCUGUGCCAGCAAAGGCAGAGACCUUCUCUAACGUAAUGCUGAUAAUGAAAGUGCUGUUUUCCAGAGGUUCACUUUGGAAGUUAUGCAAAUUGUCUUGAGUUCACACACAUCACACAAUGGAAUAUAACGGUGAUUUUUUAGCUCUUUUCAUGUUGAAAAUACACUUUAAAAAGAAAUGUAUACUUUCAGGUAUGAUGAAAGUUUAAAUUGUAGCAUCUAACGUGUUUCUCUGAUGUUUGUCAGUAGAUGCUUGAGAAGCAGUGUAAUAAAGACAUCUGUAGAUAACUCUCAAAUAGGAAAACAUCCUCAGCGUUUUUUAAGAUAUGGAGGUAGAGCAUCUCAUAGACAUGUAUUACCAAAAUGCUCGCUAGAUCAGAAGCCAACUACUUUAGAAACACUAGGUAGGUAAAGUUCUGUUGCUGCCUGAUUUCCUCCCAGUAACCUCGGUAGGACAAACCUUGCUUAAGCUUCCAUCUUUAUAAUAUCACUUCCAUUCUAUUUUGAACCAUUUUUUUACUUACUCUGCUUACUGAAGGAGCAAUCUGAUUUCUCCUCUGUGUCAAUGACAAAAUCUGCCUGAACUUGAAGCCAGGUGAGCACACCCACUGCUGCCAGGGUUGGGCAGCUUUCCUGAGUGAUUUCAUCCUCCGUGCUGCAGUGGGGGGGGGUUCCCUGUUUUCCCUUUCUCGAUGAACAGUUUGAUGGAUAUUUGUGACAGCAGGAGGUUGGUUUUGUAAAUAGAUAUGUGGACAUAUGUGCACACACUUCCAUUUAACAGCUCUGCUGCAAGGAGGGCUGUUGCAAGCCUGGAAACUGAAAGGCUCCUUCUCAGUGGUAGAAUACAAGUCUUGCUGUCAUUUAUGGGACUCAUAACACAGAGGGAAAGGGGCCCUACAAGUUCACAAAUAACAGAACUAGUUGUGAAAAUCUGAGAGAAUCUUGUAGUGAAUGUAAAGCAUUUAGUUGACUUUGGCAGACUUUGGUGUGACCUCCAGCGAAACUCAAUGACGUUUCAAUAAAUUUGAUGAUAAAAUG
This is a messenger RNA of Tympanuchus pallidicinctus (lesser prairie-chicken), 2667 nucleotides long. RefSeq names its product phosphatidylinositol transfer protein beta (gene PITPNB). Gene Ontology annotation, biological process: phospholipid transport. The transcript is spliced from 11 exons. Lineage: Eukaryota; Metazoa; Chordata; Aves; Galliformes; Phasianidae. Bases 73 to 891 code for a protein of 272 amino acids. Gene Ontology annotation, cellular component: cytoplasm. The record is from RefSeq and is a predicted model, not a curated record. Gene Ontology annotation, molecular function: phosphatidylcholine binding; phosphatidylcholine intramembrane carrier activity; phosphatidylinositol binding.